GAAGUUUUGUGCCUGAGCACAAACAAACAGAGAGAAGGAAGUUCGCUGUGAGCCUUUGAAUCUGCUGUAAUGAACAAGCUGUUCCGCACGAUUUGAAAAUAAUCCGCGUGUCAGUGUCAUCUUUCUUAUGCAAAGUAGCUGUCUUUGAAGGCGGAUCUUUUGGCAGGUUAGACCGGGACGGAGGCUCCGACCAGCUCAGACGAGCGCUGCCACCAAACGCAUCAACUGGCUGCUCGCAGGAGGAGCGUGAUCCUGUGUUUCUGGGACACAUUUAUUAGAAUCAGCGAGGAUCUUUAUUGCACUUAUUUUGCUGACUGACUGAUUGUUUCGGUGCCUUGUUGAGCAGCCAUCCCUGCCGCACAAAUAAGGACCGGAGGAGAAUUAUUUUUGUUGUUUUUUUCCAAGUUGUCGCAGAAGGAGUGAUAUCGCACCGAUACGGAGACAGAGACUCCGGAAAAGUGACAUGAAACGUGAGGACGGGAAAGUGAGUCUUGUGGGAACGAGCAGGGAACAAAUCGGAGCACAUAGCCACUCUGUUGUACUCUCUGCUGACUGAUACACGGCGCAAGAGGCUGAACAAGUAGAUCCAACACUUGGGAGAGCGCAUGAAAGCAUGGACCUGAAGGCGCGCUACUUCCAGCCAGAAAACAUGCUCGGACUGUUGCUGGAUUUCUGUUUUAAUUAAACCCUCCAAACCUAAAAUGAGGACUUGGUCCUGCAACAGAUAGUUGUGUAAGUUUUUCCACAUUUAUCUGACACAGCCAGGUUUCAUCUCUGACUUUUUAAUGAAAGAAACUUGUGUUUUGUGGUGAACAUUUGGGCUGUUUUUUGUUUUUUUUUCUUUAAAUCAAAGAGAAGAGAAUGCGUUCAACUGUUCAACUGAGCCUCAUCUGUGUGCUGCUGGUGCUGUGGAGCGGUGGGGGGUCAGCCAUUAGCUCUGUAGACCCGGACUGGUCAGGAGAGGGGAGAUGUCAACAGAUCAACAUCCCCCAGUGUAAAGACAUUGGCUACAACAUGACUCGCAUGCCAAAUCUCAUGGGCCACGAUGACCAAAAAGAGGCAGCGAUAAAGCUGCAGGAGUUUGCCACGCUGAUACAGUUUGGAUGCCACAGCCAUCUCAAAUUUUUCCUGUGUUCCCUGUAUGCCCCCAUGUGCACAGAGCAGGUGUCCAACCCCAUCCCAGCAUGCAGAGUGAUGUGUGAGCAGGUCAAGCUGAAAUGCUCACCUAUCUUGGAGCAGUUUAACUUCCCUUGGCCUGACUCUCUGGACUGCUCCCGGCUGCCGACCAAAAACGACCCAAACAACCUCUGCAUGGAGGCGCCCAACAACGGCUCAGACGAGCCUCCCAAAGUAUUCCACACCCAGCCUCCAGAUUUCAGGCCACAGCGGCCUCUGAGCGGCCAGGACCUGCACCUUAAGGACAGCAGCAGCAAGCAGACCUGCAGCAAUCCUGGCAAGUUCCACUUUGUGGAGAAAAGUGAGUCCUGUGCCCCUAAAUGCUACCCUAAAGUGGAUGUAUACUGGAGCCAGGGAGACAAGCAGUUCUCUCUGGUGUGGAUGGCUAUCUGGUCCAUCCUCUGCUUUGUCUCCAGCGCCUUCACCGUGCUCACUUUCCUCAUAGACCCGCAGAGAUUCAAAUACCCGGAGAGGCCGAUCAUCUUCCUCUCUAUGUCCUACUGUGUUUACUCUGUGGGCUACCUCAUCCGACUCUUUGUGGGAGCUGACAGAAUAGCCUGUGACAGAGACAAUGGGGUCCAGUAUAUUAUCCAGGAGGGUCUGGAGAGCACCGGCUGCACUAUUGUGUUCCUCAUCCUGUAUUAUUUUGGCAUGGCCAGCUCCCUCUGGUGGGUUAUCCUAACCCUCACAUGGUUCCUGGCAGCGGGGAAGAAGUGGGGUCACGAGGCCAUCGAGGCCAACAGCAGCUACUUCCACCUGGCAGCUUGGGCCAUCCCGGCCGUAAAGACCAUCAUGAUCCUGGUGAUGAGGAAGGUGGCGGGGGAUGAGCUGACGGGCGUCUGCUACGUGGGCAGCAUGGACGUCAAAGCUCUCACGGGCUUCGUGCUCAUUCCCCUCUCCUGCUACCUUAUUAUUGGCACUUCAUUCCUGCUGUCGGGCUUUGUGGCCCUCUUCCACAUCCGUAAGAUAAUGAAAACAGAGGGAGAGAACACAGACAAGCUCGAGAAGCUCAUGGUUCGCAUCGGGGUCUUCUCUGUGCUCUACACUGUCCCCGCCACCUGCGUCAUCGCCUGCUACUUCUACGAGAGGCUCAACAUGGACUACUGGCGGAUCCUGGCAGCGGAGCAGAAGUGCGUGGACAACAACGGGCCGGAGUCGGACGAGUGUGCCAUGAAGAAUUCCAUCCCCGCUGUUGAGAUCUUCAUGGUGAAGAUCUUCAUGCUGUUGGUGGUGGGCAUCACCAGCGGCAUGUGGAUCUGGACCUCAAAGACACUGCAGUCCUGGCAGAAUGUGUUCAGCAGGAAGCUAAAGAAGAGGACGAGGAGGAAGGCUGCCAGUGUGUUCACCAGCAGCAGGCCUUACAUCAAACCUCACCCAUCUCUCAAAGGGCACAGUACUAAGUAUGAGCCUACACGGCCCCCUCCAACAUGUGUAUGAGCUGGAUAUCUUUGUACAAACCUAAAAAUAUGUGUAAAGCCCUUACCUAAACGAGACUUUGUAAUCAGAAGGCCAUCAAAAGCAUCAAGGUUUCUGUUUUAUUUAUGCAAACUCCAUUGAAGAUCAUGCAACGUGGGGUUUUUUUGUAUCUUGAGCCAUCUCAUGCAACAAGAGCUGCCUUUGUUUGAGAAAAAAAUCUGCUACUCCUGGAUUCACUUAUCCUAUUGAGGAACUUGGUAGAGAAAAAAAAAUCUUAUUGUUACCAAGACAAAAAGAGUGGAAUAAACCAUUUGGAUGUGCUAUGGGGUUACUUGAAUAAUGUGCAAUAGAUGUUUUCCUUACAGGCAAAAAAAGACACUUGUACUGUUAGUGACAGAUUACAGACAAUGAAAGGACCCCGCAGACAAAGCAGGCAAAUGGUCAGAGAGAUGAGUGUUGUGUUUGGAGGCUUUUUAAUGGAAAUCGAGGCAGUGUCAUAUAUGUUUGAACUGGAGUGAGAGCAGCUGUUGAAAAGCGCUCAAGACCUUACGAACUGCCCAUUGUGAGGCAAAUCCAUGCCAUAAAUUAAUCAAGCACUCGUUAUUGAAAAGUUAUUUGUACACGCAGUUGAGUUUUCCUUUUUUUUUCUGUCUUUGCUGUUUUAUAGCACAAGGGAACGUUUGUAUAUAUUUCUAAAAACUUCAGAUUUUAUAGAAAAAUUAAUAAAACGUUCUAGUUUUAAAUGUUUGUAAAGCCGCAAUUGUGUACUGUGACUGUGUUGUUCUUGCCUCUGUUGGAGGGAGUCUCCGUUCUCACACAGCCGCAUAUGAAGCCUCCUCUUUUUUACGACUGCAGCACUUCCCACCCUCGCUGUGUAUCUGCAGACAUUUUAUUCCGUCAUAAAAAUCUAAAUCAUCAA
Messenger RNA from Dicentrarchus labrax (European seabass), 3511 nucleotides. It is a transcript of the gene fzd10, whose product is annotated as frizzled class receptor 10. The transcript has a single exon. Gene Ontology annotation, cellular component: plasma membrane. The record is from RefSeq and is a predicted model, not a curated record. The coding region runs from base 862 to 2613 and encodes 583 amino acids. Gene Ontology annotation, molecular function: Wnt receptor activity; Wnt-protein binding. Gene Ontology annotation, biological process: non-canonical Wnt signaling pathway; canonical Wnt signaling pathway. Lineage: Eukaryota; Metazoa; Chordata; Actinopteri; Moronidae.